This is a messenger RNA of Parastagonospora nodorum SN15, 4830 nucleotides long. RefSeq lists its product as hypothetical. The transcript is spliced from 3 exons. Gene Ontology annotation, molecular function: protein binding; glycosyltransferase activity. Bases 1 to 4830 code for a protein of 1609 amino acids. The record is from RefSeq and is a predicted model, not a curated record. NCBI's taxonomy places the organism in Eukaryota, Fungi, Ascomycota, Dothideomycetes, Pleosporales, Phaeosphaeriaceae. Gene Ontology annotation, biological process: protein O-linked glycosylation.
AUGACCAUGGUGCGACCGUAUCCUCCCCAGCCGCAGCCGCCGCACGUGUACAGCAACCUCCCGCCCACCCCGACUCACCCACCACUCCUCCGCAGUGCCUCCGGCUUCGAAGGCCGCAACCUCGCCCAACACCCUCUGCCCCAGCGAUAUGCCCACCCGCUCUCGCGCCACAACUCGUACGGCUCACAAAGCUCAGAUGCUGCAGGCGCUCUGAAACCGCCCGAACAUAUGCUGCGCCGCAAGACCCCCAACGGAAUCUUGGCGGCGGCCUACGAUGGCACUUCCGUGGAGCAGAUGGAGAAGCCGCAUGCGACUAAGCACAUACUUUUGCCAGUGACUGCCGAGGCCAGCAUACCAUACGGCCUGAAGCAAGAUCUUCCGCUACGCUCGCCAGCCAACACCAGGCAAGAUGGAUCUUCUGAUUGGAGCCCCAGUCUCUACUUCGAGACGGGCUCAGGCAGAGCGGGACAGAAUCUUCCGCAGAUCGACUCCAUGCUGAACCAAAUGCCGCCUCUGCAGCCACUCCUUCCUUACCAAAUGUAUGCACCAUACGGCGGUGCCAUGGCAGUGCCUGGCCAGAGCCCGCUGGGACCUACAGCUUCGAAUGACCAAGGGCCGUUUGGACCAUACUGGCCGGAUGGAACUUACACACCUUAUCAACCUGCAGCAAUGCGGGAUCCCCGCUUCUUACAUCACCAGCGUCCUCAGUGGGCACAUCCGCAGCACAGCGUAUACCAUGCGCAUACUUACAACACCUCUGUCCCACACAUCUCAAACUAUCAACAGAACCCCUUCCAGUUCAACCAGGGUCCUCAACUAUAUAACAACUUCGCACGACAAUCGUCUGACUUUUCACCGUAUCCACAAUCACAGCAGCAUUACACACUAGAUUACCAGCAUUCAUCCGUACCAUUUGCACCAUCUCAACAGCCUCAAGAUGUGUCCUCGUCGGGACAAUCAACACCCAUCGUUGAUCACGCUUCCGCCACAACGCCGACCGCUGAAUAUGGCCCACAGUCGUUCAACGGCCAGUCCAGGGAGAAGGUGUUUGCCUGGGCGCACACAGUCUAUGUGGACCUUUUAAGAUAUUUGACUCAUACACGUAAACAUUCGCACAAUACAAAUGGACGCCAACCAUCGAGACCACACAUCUACCCAAAGCCACCACGACAACCAGGUGCGAACUUGUCCGAGUCCGCCGGCAGCAUGAGUUCUCCCACCAUCGAGCGUCGCUCAUCCCAUACUGGAUCCCCAGCGAUGCGAAGACCACACAUUUCUCACUCCCGUUCAGCCUCGGCUUGGUCUGUUGGAGGACUUGAUGCUUCUGCCCAGCGACAUUCUUGGCAGCAUUUCUCACCGCAGCAGUCAGUGUUGCCCCAACUGCCUGGCAUGGAACCCGUCCGCACUUUGCGCCGAAUGUCUGGCUCCAUUGCCAGCGCCAAUCAAAACCAGAGUCAGAGUCAAAGCCUUCGCCAUGAAAUUCCUCCGAGCAUGACGGCCGCUUCUGCCUUGGAAGCUAUUACUAAACACUGCGAGGAGAGCAAGUGGAACUGGAUCGACGGCAUCCUCUUAGGAGGAUGCUUUGCAUACGCUCUUGGUGACUACCAAAAGGCUCAAGAUUGGUAUAAACACAUUCUAACCCUGGACAAAAACCAUGUGGAGGCAAUUUCCAACCUUGCAGCCACCUUAUUGGCGCUGCAGCGCAAGCGCGAGGCGGAAAGCUACUGGAGACAGGCGGUUCAGCUUCGCCCAAGCUACUUCGAGGCUGUUGAGCAUCUCAUAGGCUUGCUGUGCAGUGAUCAGCGGGCCAAGGAGGCUGUCCUGGUCAUUGAUGAAGUGGAACGCUCGUUGAGAUUUGUCAAGAAAGCUGAUGCCUUGAGGAGUCUCGACAUACAAAGCGAGCGGUCAACAUCGACUGUCAGUGAGUCACCGAGCUUAUCUGAUGCCUCCGACCGGCCAGUAUUCGAAUUCGAAGGUGAAGAUGAAUCAGUCUUCAAAGACCUUGACGAGCUCCCUGGUUCGGACCAACCAGGAUUUGGUUCCAGUGGAUACGCUAUUCCAGGGAGUGACAAUGGACGUAUCCUGGCCUUGGUUCAUGCCAAGGGAAAUAUGCUUUACGCCCUAGGAGACAAUGCUGGGGCGGCAAGAGCUUUUGAGAUAGCCGUCCUAAUCGGCGCCGGGAACCAGAUUCAUGGCAUCGAUGGCCUUAUCAAACGUAUCCUUUCCGUCGUUGGUUACAAUCAGGAACAACGCUCUCCUGGUGGCCAUCGUGUCUCGCCAUCCUCGGAUCCCAUUCUACUCCCUCCAGACUCGGCGACCAGAACUGCACAACUUUGCUUUCCGUCCCACGGCCAGUUGCCCGGUCUCAAGUAUGUGCCCGAUGGCUUGGCUCGAAAAGCUGCGAUAUCCACUACGAGCAACUCCCUGCUGUCUCUUGCAAAGAUAUUCCAAGAUGGCAUGGCUACAAGCUUGCCAAAAGCUGGCAUUCAUCAAAACAGCUACGGACAAUCAGCACCAUCCAAGCCAAUGGCCGUUUCUCAUUCUCCAUUCCACCCACCAAUCCCCGGCCUUGUCCCAGGAAGUGGUGUCGCUCUUGCGCUCGCAUACUACUACUAUGGACUACAGUUAGACAAGCGACAUGCUCAUCUGUACACGAAUCUUGGUAGCCUUCUCAAGGAUAUUGGGCAACUGGAUGUUGCGAUUCAGAUGUACGAACAGGCUGUCACAUGUGACCAAAACUUUGAUAUUGCGCUGGCCAACCUUGCGAACGCAGUCAAGGACAAAGGACGCAUAAGUGACGCGAUCCUUUACUACAAACGCGCUGUCAAGGCGAGUCCCGAUUUCGCCGAAGCAGUCUGCGGCCUUGCGAAUGCUCUGAACUCAGUUUGUGGUUGGAAUGGUAGAGGUGGCAUUGCUGACGAUCUUGGUGCGCGGGAUCGCUGGCAUGUCGAUGAAGCUGGGAUGCUGCUUGAUGCCAGGAUUCCAGGCGCUUCGAGCUCUGGUUGGAUUCACAAAGUGGUCAGAUUGGUAGAGAAACAACUUGCAGAUGGCGAGAGUUGGGGCCGGGGAUCGAUCGAUGACAGCUUCAUGCAGGACAUCGUACGACCACUUGCACUUACCGACGGCAGUGCCCAAGAUAUCAAUGAGAGACAGAAGAGUAUGAUGGAUGUGCUCACCAAGUGGAGAGGGCAGAAAUGGGAGGGCGCCCGCGUCAUUCGUCUGGUCGAACGCGCCAUCAGACACAUGACUUGGCAGUGGUACCAGGAUCGAUACAUCACCCGGAAGCAGCGUUCUACAGAGAGUUACAAGAGACCUCAGCUGCCUGCUGCACUUACCGUACCCGCUGCCCCGACAGUGCUCCCAUUCCACACCUUCACCUGCCCCAUGUCAGCCAAGCAGAUUCGGCUGAUAUCCCAGAGGAACGGACUACGCAUCUCAUGUUCAACCCUGAGAGUGCCGUGGCUUCCUGCGACAGUCUACCAACCGCCUCCGCCGCCCAAUCCAUAUCUCAAGGUUGGGUACGUGUCUUCUGACUUUAACAACCAUCCUCUGGCGCAUCUAAUGCAGUCUGUCUUUGGUCUUCAUGAUAGCAAACGUGUCAAGGCCUACUGUUAUGCGACAACGGGAAGCGAUCAUUCCGAACAUCGAAAGCAGAUCGAAAGAGAAGCACCCGUAUUUCAUGAUGCAAGCAGUUGGUCAGCGGAGCGUCUCGUUGGUCAAAUCAUCAACGAUGGCAUCCACGUCCUCAUCAAUCUCAACGGCUACACCAGAGGUGCAAGGAACGAAGUCUUUGCUGCGCGAGCGGCGCCUAUACAGAUGGCGUUCAUGGGCUUCGCCGGAACGCUGGGGGCCGAAUGGUGUGACUACUUGCUCGCAGAUGAUACCGCCGUACCGCCUGACACACUGCGUCAAUGGCGUCGAAACAUCACCUUAGAAGACGCUUUGGUGGAUGAAAACAGUGGAGGCACCGACGAAGACUGGAUAUACGGGGAGAACAUUGUCUUCUGCAGGGACACCUUCUUUUGCUGCGAUCACAGGCAAAGCGCUCCUGAUUCUCAAGGUCGGCAACCGACGUGGGAGGAAGAGCAAGAGAGAAGAUGGGCGAUGCGAAAACACAUCUUUCCGGAUUUGCCGGAUAACGCAAUCAUUCUCGGCAAUUUCAAUCAGCUGUACAAGAUCGAGCCUACGACUUUUCGCACUUGGCUCCGUAUCCUCGAGCGCCUUCCAAACGCCAUAUUAUGGCUCCUUCGUUUCCCGGACCUCGGAGAGACCAACCUCAAACAGACAGCGUACAUGUGGGCUGGGGCAGAAGUUGCAAACCGCAUCAUCUUCACCGAUGUUGCUCAAAAGAGCCAGCAUAUCUCCCGAGCUCGUGUCUGCGAUCUGUUCUUGGAUACCCCUGAGUGCAAUGCUCACACAACUGCUGCGGAUGUUCUCUGGUCUGGCACUCCACUGCUCACGCUGCCGCGUUACAAGUACAAGAUGUGCUCGCGCAUGGCAGCCUCUAUACUGAAGGGCGCCCUUCCCAAGUCCUCCGAGGGUGUACAAGCUGCCAAAGAACUUAUCGCAGCCAAUGACGAAGACUACGAAGAAAAGGCCGUGCGACUAGGCAGUGACUGCAUUUACUAUGGUCAUCGUGCAACCGGACGAUUGAGCCAGCUUCGCCGUAUGCUUUACGAAUCGCGGUGGACCAGCCCACUCUUUGACACCAAGCGCUGGGUCAGAGACCUCGAAGAAGCCUACGAGAUUGCCUGGAAGAAAUGGGAGAAGGGGGAGGGAGGAGAUAUCUGGCUGAAGCACCGACAGCCUGGAAGGAUAGAGGAGGUAUGA